AUGAGGUUGGCUGUGUUCUUCUCUGGGGCCUUGCUGGGGCUACUAGCAGGUAAGGGGACAGGGGGAGGGGGCCCCUGGGAAGAAGCCUGCCCUGGGUUGCUAACCUGUCUUCCUCAAAGCCCGGGGACAGGGAAUGAUUAUCCUCAUAAAAAAUCUGCCACUCUGCUGCCAUCCUUCACAGUGACACCUAUAGCUACAGAAAGCAUGUCAAACCCUGGAACAACCGGCCACAGAACUACCAAGAGCCACAGAACCACCACUCAGAGACCCACCACCACCACCACGCAUACAACUAACACCACAGGAACCACCAGCCGCGAGUCCCCAACAGCCACUCAUAGUCCUGCUACCACCAGCAGUCAUCAAAAUACUACAAUGCGAGUUCUGUAUCCAACCCAGGGUGGAGGAAAGGCCUGGGGUAUCUCUGUACUGAACCCCAACAGAACCAAGGCCCAGGGGAGCUGUGAAGGUCCCCAUUCCCACUUGCUCCUCUCAUUCCCCUACGGACAGCUCAGCUUCGGAUUCAAGCAGGAUCCACCGCAGAGCGCUGUCUACCUGAACUUUAUGGCUGUGGAGUACAACGUGUCCUUCCCCCAGGCAGUGCAGUGGACAUUCUCAGUUCAGAAUUCAUCCCUUCGAGAUCUCCAAACCCCCCUGGGCCAGAGCUUCAGUUGCAGAAAUGCAAGCAUCAUUGUUUCACCAGCUUUACACUUAGAUCUGCUCUCCCUGAAGCUACAAGCUGCUCAGCUGUCCCCCUCAGGGGCCUUUGGACCAAGUCCUCUGGAGACACCGAGAGUACAGGAGGUGGAAAGUUACACCGCCCACACCCAACGCCAUUUUGGAGACUCACGCCCCUUCUCUCUCAACUUCGAACAAUGUAGUAAGCUGGAAGAAGACAAGAUGGCGCCGAGCAGGUGGACCGGGGAAAGGAAGCUGUUUCCAUUUCUUUCAGAAUGGAUGACUGGCCUCCCUGGUCUGACAGGUCCCAAAGACCACAGUACCUACAGGACCACACAGAUACCAACCUGGAAGGCCUGGGGGCGGCCUCCUGUGAGUGCAGGCCUCCGUGGACUUUGGGCCCUGUGGCGCCUCCCUUCCUGGGCCGCACCUCCAGCCUCAUCCACCACAACCCACAUCCACAGCUCCCACUCCAACCUCCAGGGCAGCCCUGUGGGUCAGAAAGUUGAAGUCCCUUGA
Rangifer tarandus platyrhynchus (Svalbard reindeer) is the source of this 1197-nucleotide messenger RNA. The record is from the annotation of a GenBank genome assembly. NCBI's taxonomy places the organism in Eukaryota, Metazoa, Chordata, Mammalia, Artiodactyla, Cervidae.